Messenger RNA from Pseudocercospora fijiensis CIRAD86, 1569 nucleotides. RefSeq lists its product as uncharacterized. The transcript is spliced from 18 exons. The record is from RefSeq and is a predicted model, not a curated record. Lineage: Eukaryota; Fungi; Ascomycota; Dothideomycetes; Mycosphaerellales; Mycosphaerellaceae. Bases 1 to 1569 code for a protein of 522 amino acids.
AUGAGAGGCAUGCAAGAACCGCUACAGAUCAACAUCGAGGCACAGCAGCUGGUUCCAAAAUUGGAGCGAAGCUACCUAAUUCGACUUUCUAAUAUCGCAGUGUCUACGUACGCAGGAGCUUCAAUAAUCAAUGCCAAGACUUUGGUAGCCCUGAGAAGAGCUAAGUCACCGUCUUUUGCACGCGUACAACCCUUCGACUUGGUUCCGGUGAAGCAUCGUGGCCGUUCAUCUCGUUUCCGUCAGCUGAUUUCCAGAAGCAUGUCACACAAUUCCGACGAGCUAAGCCUAGCUCUCUUGACGCAAAAUUCUUCCACAACGACCAACAAACCUUCCCUUCAUCACUGCCAUGAUCCAGGUGCAUGUGUUGGUGCUGACAUGAUGGAUCACAGCUCCGCACUCAUAUUUCAUGUCGCAUUCGGGAUCCAGAAGCGAUACUCGCGUCCAAACAAGGCCUGCACCUUGCCGACUCGAACCGACAGCUGCAGAACUGUCGAGCUUCCGGCCGGAGUUUUGAGACCAUGGAUACAAGCGCUCAUCGGCGAGCAAGGCGAGAAGGGAAAAUCAAGCGAUUGGGCAAGCGCAUCGCACUCGCAUAACCUCUUUCGCCUUACUCUGCAGAUCCAGACCAUAUCUUGGGAUGACAAGCUUCCGCUUGACACUUUGGUCGUACGGAAGAUCAGCAUUCGGCACUCCGAUAUGCACAUACAAGCACAAUACGGCCGACAAUGCAAUAGGUCACAUCAAACCUGGCGAGUCAACACUCGGUACUGGAAUUGCAGAAGUUGGAAUGCCUCCUACGAUGCACCUAACAAGUCAGUAUGCAUCUUGAGGAUUCACCUCGAUCACACAAACGGUCUUCGUAUUGCCAAACAUGAUGUCCUCAUGAUCACACGCUCCGUUUCAGCGCAUGCACGUUUGCUUGAAUUCGAUGAGCUGGAUACGAAGAUCGCCGGCGUGGUGUUCGACAACUUGGGGCAAACAUCGCGUAUCAGAUUAAGGCAAGUGGUACUCAUACUCGACGGGUAUAAGACGUCGCAAAGCCCUGAGUUGUGCUGGUCGGCCAUCGCACUGACGACGUUGCAGAGCUCUGGACAGCCCGAGCACAAUGCGAAGUCUGGACUCGAGGACUCUGCUUUGGCCAGUCGGAAAACCAAGUAUCAGAACUUUGUGGUGCUGCUCUCGAUGCAGCGGCCCAAGAGAUGGACCUGGAAAGCUCCUACCCAUUUUGCAACUCUUGCGAAGAACUCGAUAACUCUGAUAUCAACCACCGCUGAGCAAUAUUGGCAGUCGCCAAUGACAUUUAUGCUCUCCAAGCUUAUAUUGAGCUUCUGUGCUGAUAGAGUCCGUCUUAAUUCAAACCCUCAUCUACCCUACGCUACACUCACCUCCUGCUCCAAUUUCACCUAUCUUAUCUUAGCCCCAUCUUCCAAUGACAUGACCACCUUCACUAACCAAGGUACAUCCACAAAGUCCCAAAGUCUCCCCGACACCAGAGUGUCAGCAGGCACUUGGCGACAAACCAUGCUAUCUUCGGCCGCCCGCCAUAAGUGGUGGCGUGGCGUGGCAUGA